GCCUCCACCAAAUAUCAAAAUUCCAAAACCUUCUCUACUGUCGUUCCAUCUCCAGGAAGAGAGAGAAAGAGAAAGACAGGGGUGAGACUUAGACCUUCAUUCGCUCAAAAAUGGUGCAACGUCUCACCUACCGUAGACGGCAUAGCUAUGCCACCAAAUCCAACCAACACCGCAUCGUCAAAACCCCUGGUGGGCGGCUUGUUUAUCAGACCACAAAGAAGAGAGCAAGUGGGCCCAAAUGCCCUGUUACUGGAAAGAGGAUUCAAGGGAUUCCUCAUUUGAGGCCCACUGAGUACAAGAGAAGCAGAUUACCCAGGAACAGGCGUACUGUGAAUCGUCCAUAUGGAGGCGUUCUAUCUGGCAGUGCUGUUCGUGAAAGAAUCAUCCGAGCUUUCUUGGUCGAAGAGCAGAAGAUUGUGAAGAAGGUGUUGAAGAUUCAGAAAACAAAAGAAAAGCAGUCUUCAAAGAGCUAGAGUGGCAGUGUAAUGAUGCUUUUUUGUUGGUCCUAGUUUUCCAAGAGGAAAUUUUGUUUUUUAAGAGGAGAUGAUGACUUAGGAAGAAUCCUGUUUACAGUCCGUACUUGUGUCUAUUACUACUAUGAGGUGAUUGCAUUUUGAAUGAGCAUUUUUGUUUUCCUGUUGA
Beta vulgaris subsp. vulgaris (sugar beet) is the source of this 642-nucleotide messenger RNA. Its product is annotated as 60S ribosomal protein L34. The record is from RefSeq and is a predicted model, not a curated record. Gene Ontology annotation, biological process: ribosome biogenesis; translation. Gene Ontology annotation, cellular component: ribosome; cytosolic large ribosomal subunit. The coding region runs from base 111 to 473 and encodes 120 amino acids. The transcript is spliced from 4 exons. Lineage: Eukaryota; Viridiplantae; Streptophyta; Magnoliopsida; Caryophyllales; Amaranthaceae. Gene Ontology annotation, molecular function: structural constituent of ribosome.